Manihot esculenta (cassava) is the source of this 960-nucleotide messenger RNA. RefSeq lists its product as uncharacterized. The record is from RefSeq and is a predicted model, not a curated record. The transcript has a single exon. Lineage: Eukaryota; Viridiplantae; Streptophyta; Magnoliopsida; Malpighiales; Euphorbiaceae. The coding region runs from base 1 to 960 and encodes 319 amino acids.
AUGAAGAGUUCAAACCAGAAACAAGAGAAUUCAUUGCAAAUGGCUACACGAGGAGCAACUGAUAGAUCUCGGGUGGCUUUUCCAUUGAAUACCGUCGAAAUUUUGAGGGAGGCCGUCAAGCUACCGGCAAGAAAUGAGAAGUUGAUGCUUCAACUCAUGAUCCUUUUACUUACCCCCUUAUAUCUCCUUGUCUUGAUUCACAAUCUUCUAGCAGGGCCUUUACUGCACAAGGUAGAAGAUGAUUACGAGCAAUCUUCUGUAGAUCAAAACGACGUAAGAUCUCUUCUGGGUAUUGAACUCCUCCUCGCCGGAGUCUUUUCGAUUCUUUCCCUUUGUGGAAUCACGUUAACCAUUUAUGCAUCGUCGACGAUUUAUACUGGUAAACAUGUAGAGUUCAGUGAUCUCUUCUCAUGGAUUAGGGUUUCCUGGAAAAACCCAUUGAUCACAUGGCUGUAUAUUUCUUUCCUCACUGCAAUUUACAUUGUUUUGAUCAUAAUUAUCGUCAAAUUGUUGUCUGUAAUAAUCUCUAGUUCCAUUUGGGGUUGGGUCGUGGGAAUUCUGGCUGUCGUUCUUUAUCAUUAUUUGUCUGCACAGUGGGCUCUAGCUCUUGUAGUUUCUGUCGUGGAAGAAGACUGUGGCGGAAGAAAGGCGGUGAUCAGAGCCAGGAAACAGAUCGCCGGAAGAGAAAUACAAGGGUGGUUUCUGAUGGGGAUUCUGGCAGUAAUAAGCAUUCCGAUCUGUGUUGUGUUCUAUGUUGUAAUAACAGAUGAUGAUGAUGAACUCGGUCCCUUAACUCAGUUUGGUUUUGGGUUCUUUGCAACUGUGAUUCUUUGCUUAGAUAUGUUUUUCACCUUUGUGGUUUUCAGUGUUUUCUGGUAUGAAUGCAAGCAGAGAUAUGGCGAGAUGGAAUCAGAAGCUGGGCAUAGUUUAGUUUGUCAUGAACUUGGAGUUCACAAUUAA